Molecule: messenger RNA, 4475 nt
Organism: Rhinolophus ferrumequinum (greater horseshoe bat)
Lineage: Eukaryota; Metazoa; Chordata; Mammalia; Chiroptera; Rhinolophidae
Gene: IARS1
Product: isoleucyl-tRNA synthetase 1
Exons: 34
Coding region: 136-3969 (1277 amino acids)
Biological process (GO): isoleucyl-tRNA aminoacylation
Molecular function (GO): tRNA binding; aminoacyl-tRNA deacylase activity; ATP binding
Source: RefSeq, a predicted model, not a curated record
GCUGAUUAGACGAUGCGGCCUUCCGUCCUCUGUGCCGGGCGCUGUCAGUGCCUUGCAUCACCUUGCGAUAUCCGACAGUGGCGUGCACGCGGCUCCUUGUGAGGCGCACGGGUCCGGGGCCCUCUCAGCAACAAAAUGGUUCAGCAAGUUCCAGAAAACAUCGAUUUUCCUGCUGAAGAAGAGAAAAUCUUGCAGUUCUGGUCCGAAUUUAAUUGUUUUCAAGAAUGCUUAAAGCAAUCAAAACAUAAGCCGAAAUUUACCUUCUACGAUGGUCCUCCUUUUGCAACUGGACUACCUCACUACGGACAUAUACUUGCAGGGACAAUUAAAGACAUAGUUACAAGAUAUGCUCACCAGAGUGGGUUUCACGUUGACAGAAGAUUUGGAUGGGAUUGUCAUGGCUUACCUGUGGAAUAUGAAAUCGAUAAGACUCUGGGAAUCCGAGGACCAGAGGAUGUAACCAAAAUGGGGAUUGUAGAGUAUAACAAUCAGUGCCGAGCAAUUGUGAUGAGGUAUUCUACUGAGUGGAAGUCUACUGUUACCAGACUUGGUCGAUGGAUUGACUUUGACAAUGACUAUAAAACUCUGUAUCCUCAAUUCAUGGAAUCUGUCUGGUGGGUUUUCAAACAACUCUAUGAUAAAGGCCUUAUUUAUAGAGGUGUGAAAGUCAUGCCUUUCUCUACUGCGUGCAACACUCCACUUUCCAAUUUCGAAUCUCACCAGAAUUACAAGGAUGUUCAAGAUCCUUCAGUAUUUGUAACUUUCCCUUUGGAGGAAGAUGAAAAUAUAUCUUUGGUUGCUUGGACAACUACUCCCUGGACUCUACCUAGUAACCUUGCCCUGUGUGUUAAUCCAGUUAUGCAAUAUGUGAAGAUUAAAGAUAUUGUCAGAGGAAAAUUACUCAUUUUAAUGGAAGCCCGAUUGCCAGCCCUCUAUAAAUUGGAGAGUGACUAUGAGAUCCUUGAAAGAUUUCCUGGUGCCUCUCUCAAAGGCAAGAAAUACAGGCCCCUGUUUGACUAUUUUGUGAAGUAUAAAGAGAAUGGGGCUUUUACUGUGCUUGUUGACAACUACGUGAGGGAAGAAGAAGGCACCGGGGUUGUACAUCAAGCUCCUUACUUCGGCGCUGAUGACUAUCGGGUCUGUAUGGACUUCAACAUUAUUCAGAAAGACUCUGUCCCUGUUUGCCCUGUGGAUGCUUCAGGCUGUUUCACAGCUGAAGUGACAGAUUUCGUGGGACAGUAUGUGAAGGAUGCUGACAAAAAUGUCAUCAGGACCCUGAAGGAACAAGGCCGACUUCUUGUCGCCACCACCUUCACUCACAACUACCCUUUCUGCUGGAGGUCUGACACACCCCUCAUUUACAAGGCGGUGCCCAGCUGGUUCGUGCGGGUGGAGCACAUGGUAGACCAGCUGCUGAAUAACAAUGACCAGUGCUACUGGGUCCCAGAGUUUGUGCGAGAAAAGCGAUUUGGAAAUUGGUUGAAAGAUGCACAUGACUGGGCAAUUUCUAGAAACAGAUACUGGGGCACCCCUAUCCCACUGUGGGUCAGCGAGGACUUCGAGGAGGUGGUAUGCGUUGGGUCAACAGCAGAACUUGAAGAACUGUCAGGAGCAAAGGUCUCAGAUCUCCACAGAGAGAGCAUCGACCAUCUGACUAUUCCUUCACGCUGUGGGAAGGGAUCGUUGCAUCGUAUCUCUGAAGUGUUUGACUGUUGGUUCGAGAGUGGCAGCAUGCCUUAUGCUCAAGUUCAUUAUCCAUUUGAAAACAAGAGGGAGUUUGAGGAUGUGUUUCCUGCAGACUUCAUUGCCGAAGGCAUUGACCAGACCAGAGGAUGGUUCUACACCCUGCUGGUGCUCUCCACAGCUCUGUUUGGGCAGCCACCUUUCAGGAACGUGAUUGUGAAUGGGCUCGUCCUCGCGAGUGAUGGCCAAAAAAUGAGCAAACGGAAAAAGAAUUAUCCAGAUCCACUUUCAAUCAUCCAUAAAUAUGGUGCUGACGCUCUCAGAUUAUAUCUGAUUAACUCCCCGGUGGUGAGAGCAGAAAACCUCCGUUUUAAAGAGGAGGGUGUGCGCGACGUCUUGAAGGAUGUGCUGCUCCCUUGGUACAACGCCUAUCGCUUCUUCAUCCAGAAUGUCCUGAGGCUGCAGAAGGAGGAAGAAAUGGAAUUCCUCUACAAUGAGAACACAACUAAAGAAAGCGCCAACAUCACAGAUCGGUGGGUCCUGUCCUUCAUGCAGUCGCUCAUUGCGUUCUUUGAGACCGAAAUGGCAGCUUAUAGGCUCUAUACUGUGGUGCCUCGCCUCGUCAAGUUUGUGGAUGUUCUGACCAAUUGGUAUGUCAGAAUGAACCGCAGAAGAUUAAAGGGAGAAAAUGGGAAGGGAGAUUGUGUCAUGGCCCUGGAGACCUUGUUUAGUGUUCUGCUCUCUCUGUGCAGAGUUAUGGCACCCUAUACACCUUUUCUUACUGAACUGAUGUACCAGAAUCUAAAAAUGCUCAUCGACCCGGUUUCUGUCCAGAACAAGGACACACUCAGCAUCCACUACCUCAUGCUGCCCCAUGUUCGAGAGGAACUGAUUGACAAGAAAACUGAGAGUGCAGUAUCUCGAAUGCAGUCUGUGAUUGAACUUGGGCGAGUGAUUCGAGACCGCAAAACUCUUCCUAUAAAGUAUCCUUUGAAAGAAAUUGUGGUUAUCCAUCAAGAUCCAGAAGCUCUGAAUGAUAUCAGAUCUUUGGAGAAGUAUAUCAUUGAGGAAUUAAAUGUUCGAAAAGUUACACUGUCUACAGAUAAAACUAAGUAUGGUGUUCGCCUAAGGGCAGAACCGGAUCACAUGGUCUUGGGGAAGCGCCUAAAGGGAGCCUUCAAGACGGUGAUGGCAUGCAUCAAGCAGCUGAGCAGUGAGGAGCUGGAGCAGUUUCAGAAGAGUGGAACCAUUGUUGUGGGAGGCCAUGAAUUGCAUGAGGAAGACAUUCGUCUCAUGUACACCUUUGAUCAGGCGCCAGGUGGGACGGCGCAGUUUGAAGCACAUUCGGAUGCUCAGACUUUGGUUCUCUUAGAUGUCAGCCCUGACCAGUCGAUGGUAGAUGAAGGGAUGGCUCGGGAAGUCAUCAAUCGCAUCCAGAAACUUCGCAAAAAGUGCAAUCUGGUUCCAACUGAUGAAAUUACAGUUUAUUACACAGCAAAGUCUGAAGGAAAGUAUCUAAAUACCAUUAUCGAAAGCCACACGGAGUUCAUAUGUGCUACCAUAAAGGCUCCCUUGAAACCAUAUCCAGUUCCUCCAUCAGAUAAAAUCCUUAUUCAAGAUAAAAUGCAGUUAAAGGGGUCUGACCUGGAAAUUACACUCACCAGAGGAUCAUCCAAGCCGGGCCCUGCUUGUGCAUAUGUCAAUCUUAACAUUUGUACAAAUGGCAGUGAACAAGGUGGAGUGUUGCUUCUGGAAAAUCCAAAAGGCGAUAAUAGGUUGGACCUUUUACAGCUGAAGAGCGUUGUUACCAGCAUUUUUGAUGUGAAUGAUGCAGAGCUGGCUGUCUUCCAUGGCGAAACAGGUAUGUGGGAAAAUGAUUUCUUGUUAUUGUUUUUGUUAUUUUUAGAAAUACAAAGCCAAACCAACUUACUGAGUCUUAGUGGAAAAACACUGUGUGUGACUGCAGGACCAGCUCCCUGUCUGAUUGCUGGUUCUAGUACUCUUCUCUGUCAGUAUAUCAAUCUACAGCUCCUGAACACAAACCCACAAGAGGGUUUAAUGGGAACAGUGGGCACUCUCCUCCUUGAAAACCCACUUGGGCAGAAUGGACUCACCUACCAAGGUCUUCGGAAUGAAGCAGCCAAGCUGUUUGGCCUUCGCAGCAGGAAGCUAAAGCUGUUUCUGAAUGAGACUCAGAUGGAUGAAAUUACAGAGGAAAUCCCCAUGAAGACUUUGAACACGAAGACUGUGUAUAUUUCUGUAUUGCCGACAACAGCUGACUUCUAACAUUCAGUUAUCAGUAUCGUCAGUCAGCCUUUUCCUGGCAUGUACCUGUCCCUACACACACACACACACACACACACACACACACACACACACACACUGAAGAUAUUUCCUUCAGGUGCAUGUACAAGUAUAAUAUUUCGUUUUGGGUCUGAAUAUGAAAUGGAAUUGAUUCAACAAGUGGCUUGAGACCUCACAGUAAUAUUCACACUUAACCUAAACACCUAUGCAGUCAUGUUUGAUAGAGGUUACAGUGUUACCUCAGCAUUACAGAGUUCGUUUCUCUACUUAAAUUCUUAACUAUAGAAGUAUAGAAGGUAGAAGUGAUUUAAUGGCAUGGUAUAUAUAAUUCUAUGGUCUUUUAAAACUUAAAUAUAAGACCGCUUGAAGGAAUGGACACUGUUAUAUAUAUUUCAGCUACCUGGAUUUUCCUGGGUAAUUUGAUGGAAUAUUUUGUUUCAGUAAAUCAAAACAAUAAACAUGCUUUCUCUCAGAUAAUAAAUGUAUUA